AUGUGGGCGUACCUUGUUGUGAAGCAGGGAAACUUCACUCAUAGGUGGCUGAAGCUUUUUAGCAACGCAGCGACUCUGCGAAGCUGCACACAGUGCGUGUGCGCGUUUAAUCAGUGUCGUUCAAUAGAUCGCAGUGAUCUGGGCUGCGACGUGAGUAGUUUAAGUAAUGAGUUUUUAGAAGGGUCUGAAUCAUCAUCCCCUCAUUUCGUCCACUUCAAAGACGAAGUUGCUAUUCUCAAGUGUUACCGAAAUCCCUUCCCUCUCUCCGAAGGUUCAGUUCUACGCUAG
Haemonchus placei is the source of this 288-nucleotide messenger RNA. Lineage: Eukaryota; Metazoa; Nematoda; Chromadorea; Rhabditida; Trichostrongylidae. The record is from the annotation of a GenBank genome assembly.